Messenger RNA from Eubalaena glacialis (North Atlantic right whale), 2362 nucleotides. RefSeq names its product integrin alpha FG-GAP repeat containing 2 (gene ITFG2). The record is from RefSeq and is a predicted model, not a curated record. Gene Ontology annotation, molecular function: protein binding. Lineage: Eukaryota; Metazoa; Chordata; Mammalia; Artiodactyla; Balaenidae. Gene Ontology annotation, biological process: regulation of TOR signaling. The transcript is spliced from 12 exons. Bases 113 to 1447 code for a protein of 444 amino acids. Gene Ontology annotation, cellular component: KICSTOR complex.
UCAGGGGGUGACGUAACUUCCGCUGUGGGUGGGUUUCCGCUCGGGCAGCCGUCGGGAGGGGCUCGGGGAACACUCAGCGGGGCUCCACGGUCCCUGAGCCCUGGGAACUGCGAUGAGGUCGGUUAGCUACGUACAGCGCGUGGCCCUGGAGUUCAGCGGGAGCCUCUUCCCACACGCCAUCUGCCUCGGAGACGUCGAUAACGACACGUUAAAUGAACUGGUGGUGGGAGACACCAGUGGAAAGCUGUCUGUGUAUAAGAACGAUGACAGCCGGCCGUGGCUCACCUGCUCCUGCCAGGGAAUGCUUACGUGCGUCGGGGUUGGAGAUGUGUGUAAUAAAGGAAAGAACCUGGUGGUGGCCGUGAGUGCCGAGGGCUGGUUUCACUUGUGUGACCUUACGCCCACCAAGGCCCCGGAUGCUUCUGGGCACCACGAGACCCUCGGGGGGGAGGAGCAGCGCCCAGUCUUCAAGCAGCACAUCCCUGCCAACACCAAGGUCAUGCUGAUCAGCGACAUCGAUGGCGAUGGCUGUUGCGAGCUGGUGGUGGGUUACACAGACCGCGUGGUCCGGGCUUUCCGCUGGGAGGACCUGGGUGACGGCACCGAGCAUCUGACAGGGCAGCUGGUGUUGCUCAAGAAGUGGAUGCUGGAGGGUCAGGUGGACAGUCUCUCGGUGACUCCAGGGCCCCUGGGUGUUCCUGAGCUAAUGGUAUCUCAGCCAGGCUGUGCUUACGCGAUUCUGCUGUGUACUUGGAACACAGACCCUGGGCCGCCUCCCACCUCUGAGGGGCCCGAGGAGGGCACUAGGGAGACCCCCGCUGCCCGAGACGUCGUGCUGCACCAGACGUCCGGCCGCAUCCACAACAAGAACGUCUCCACUCACCUCAUUGGCAACAUCAAGCAAGGCCGCAGCCCCAAGAGCGGCGCCUCGGGCCUCUUUGCCCUCUGCACCCUGGAUGGGACACUGAAGCUCACGGAGGAGGCGGACAAGCUGCUGUGGUCGGUGCAGGUGGACCACCAGCUCUUCGCCCUCGAGAAACUGGACGUCACGGGCAACGGGCACGAGGAGGUGGUCGCCUGUGCCUGGGAUGGACAGACGUACAUCAUUGAUCACAACCGCACCGUCGUGCGCUUCCAGGUGGACGAGAACGUCCGCGCUUUCUGUGCAGGCCUGUACGCCUGCAAAGGGGGCUGCAACAGCCCCUGCCUCGUGUAUGUCACCUUCAAUCAGAAGAUCUACGUGUACUGGGAGGUGCAGCUGGAGCGGAUGGAGUCCACCAACCUGCUCAAAGUGCUAGAGGCUGAGCCGGAGUUCCGGGGCCUGCUGCGGGAGCUGGGGGUGGACCCUGACGACCUCCCCGCCGCCCGGGCCCUGCUUCACCAAACCCUCUACCAUCCGGAUCGGCCACCACAGUGUGCCUCCACAGGCCUCCAGGAUCCCUCCUAGCUGGACCGGCCGUCUUGGCUGAACGGGGAUCCUUCUGAACCUCCCCACCCCGCAAGCUCUCCAUGGUAUUUGCAAGACAGGGAGUGCACAUUACAGAGGAAGGAUGGCGGCAACCCUAGGGUGACUGUGAACUGUAGACCUCGUGGUCUUUCUGGUGAAGGAAGAGACGAGUUGCUCCUCUGCCCCUUUCCUUGUGUGCCUCACCCAUCACACCCGUAGGCACUGCCCCCUCCCCAGAGCUCCCCACUCUCGUUGUGUGGGAAACAGACUUGUUUGUGAGGAGGGACUACAAAUCUCUCGCUGCUCCCCAACCAGACUUUGGGGCCAGUGGCGCGAUGGCAGUGAGGGCCCCCCCCCCCCAGCCAAGUUCCAUCUUCCGUGGCACGGCUCCAGGUCACUGACAUCAGUGAUUGUUACACGAAUGGCGAACCACAGAUCUUUGACUUAUGAUGGGUUUCGUCCUCAUAAAUCUAUCGUAAGUUGAAAAUAUUGUAAACUGAAAAUGCAUUUCCCACACCUCACCUACCGAACGUCACAGCUUAGCCUACCCUGUGUUAAACGUGCUCAGAACACUUACGUCAGCCUACAGCUGGGCAAGAUCACCUAACGCAAAGCCUACUUUAUAGUAAAGCGAGGGAUAUCUCAUGUAAUAAAUUGAACACACUACUGAAAGUGAAAAACAGAAUGGUCAUCUGGGUACAGCAUGGUUGUAAGUGUAUUGGUUGUUCACCCUCAUGAUUUUAAAAUCUGAUGCAGGUUUACAAUCCAGGCCACAAUCAGAAUGAUACCCUGGGCCAUUUAUAUCCCUUCUGCUCUUGAUUCCUGUGCUCUGAAUCAGUGGUUUUCGAAUUGUAGGUUGCAAUCCUUUGGUGGGUUGUGGUCGGCAAUUUUUUUUAAUAAAUGAGAUAGAAUAGA